This is a messenger RNA of Nymphalis io (European peacock), 3312 nucleotides long. Its product is annotated as zinc finger protein 184-like. Gene Ontology annotation, molecular function: zinc ion binding; RNA polymerase II cis-regulatory region sequence-specific DNA binding; DNA-binding transcription factor activity, RNA polymerase II-specific. Gene Ontology annotation, cellular component: nucleus. The record is from RefSeq and is a predicted model, not a curated record. Gene Ontology annotation, biological process: regulation of transcription by RNA polymerase II. Bases 95 to 1288 code for a protein of 397 amino acids. The transcript is spliced from 6 exons. Lineage: Eukaryota; Metazoa; Arthropoda; Insecta; Lepidoptera; Nymphalidae.
UGGUCGAUAGAUGCAUUGAUGCAAAUAAAAAUUGUUUAUUUUUAAAUAAUAUUAUGUUAUAGUUAUUUGUUAGUACUUAUGCUUUAGUGAAAAAAUGUCGGUAGAAAUCUGGAAUCUUGAAAAGGAUUUGUGUCGGUGCUGUCACACGGAAGGUUCCUUCGACAACUUGGCCGAACCAAAAACUUAUUUAGAAAAAGUAGAAAUUUAUUCAGAUAUGUUGAGAGAUUGUUUUGAUAUCGAGAUAGCUCCAGUGCCGGGAGAGCUUUGUACCAUGACAUAUAAAAUAUGCGAAGCCUGUAUACUGAGGCUUAGAUAUGCCGUAACGUUUAAAAAACAAGUCCAAGACUGUGAAGAAAGGUUUAUGGAAUUGUACUAUAAGAAUGCAAUCAAAGCUUUAAACAAUCAACAAAGUUCAAAGUCAGUUGUGAAAGAAGAACUAUCGGAAUCUUUUUUAAUAGAUCUCAAGGAAGAAGACAUAUCACAAAUGGAUCAUCACGAUGAAGAUGAUGAAGACGAGGAUGACGAUGAUGACUUCGAUUUGAAGGAAGACGAAGACGAACAGAACUCAGACGAAGAUAUCUUAGUUAUAAACAAGCAAAAGUUGAAAACGAAGGAAAAAUUGAAAAUCGAAAAGCCGAAGAUGAAACGAGGCCGCCCGCGGAAGAUCAAAGAGGAGAAACGGAAGGAGGCGGUGAAGGAGAAGAAAGGCGAUGAUUCGACGCGUUCGUUUCGACUCCAAGCGGGCGAUUAUAGGCGGGACGGCGAUAAAUUCGCGUGUUGCCGUUGCGAAAAGAUAUACGACAAAAUGUGCUCGCUAAGAUUCCAUAUCAAGACGAAGCAUUACAAGAUACCGAGGUUCACGUGCCAGUACUGCAUGAAGGGCUUCAUGACCCACGCUCCGUUCACGAUCCACAAGCUAGAAGAUCACAACAUCGACGAAAGGUACUACUGUAAAGCGUGCAAGGGCACCUUCAACACGAAGAUUCAGCUGAGGAAGCACAUCAACAACUUCCAUAUGCUCGGCGAGAGGUACCAGUGCGAUCUUUGCGACUACGAGUCCUUCAGUUUCGAGGGUAUGUACAAACACAAGUUCAAACAUAAAACGUCGAAGGACUACCACUGUCGGUUCUGUAGGAAGUCGUUCCUGAGGAAGACGACUCUCGACCUCCACGAGAGGAUACACACGGGGGACAGGAGGAAGGUCUGCAAGAUCUGCAGCCAGGCGUUCGUCCAGAAGGCCAGCUUGAACUAUCACAUGACGAAAUAUCACCCCGAUGUUAACUUCUAGUGUAGUGUUGAAUUUAAUUCAGUUGUUGAAUGUGUUAUCACAAUUUUUAUAUAAAUAUAUGAACGCUAGCAACUCAGUUCGGAGACAUUUCUGUGUCAGAUGGAUUUAUGCGUGAAUUUUUAUCCGAUGGUCGUGGAUUCGAAUCCAGACAGUUAACACUGCGAGCAGAUACAUUUUUUUAUAUACCGGGAAAGCAAGUGACUCCACUGCACCUGAUGGUAAGUGGUAGUGGAGUCAAACGCGACGACGGCCAGUACGGUCGAGAAUGUUCUGUACUAGCCGCCCCGCAAGAUGUGUGUACUUUGUGUUUGUAAAGCAUUUUUUGUCCGGAAGUUGAAGAUAUUUCGAUUAAAAUUCUGCAAAUGUAUUCAUUAUGGCAAUUCAAGCGAGUACCGUGAUGGAACAAGCUCGAAAUCUUCUAAAGAGUACAACAAUUCUUGUGCUUUGCACUGGGACAUUCAAAGUAUACGCUUUACUGGAUAUCACAUAGAAUACUAUUCGAACUUGAAGAUUUAUAUUUAAAAAUGUCACUUUUUCAGUGUUGCAAGCGUAAGUUUUUUUUUUUUUUUUACUUAUUUUAUUUGGCAAGAAUGAAAUUAAAGCACAAUUUUAUAUAUGUUAUGAAUUUUUAAUGUUAAAUAUUUUUGGUGACAUUUUAUUUAUGUGUAAAAUGUUUAUAUGUAUUUAUUUAAUUGCGUAGGUUUAUAUUAAAGUUAUUAUGUAUCGGGCUGAUAACAAUAUAUAAUAUUCUCUCAAUGAAUAAGAUAUUUUUUGUUUGAUUUGGGUUUUUAUUGAUAAAUUUUCAGUAGAAGACCGGUGCUCCGGUAAGCGUGUAAAGGUUUUGUGGAACGGGGAGAAUUGAGUGCAUUUGUGUGUGCACACAUUUGUGCAUUGUACUAUGUCUUGCGCAAUUGUCUAUAUCUUUGAUAAUGGUUACCGUGGUCGCAAUAAGUCAGGACUACGUCUUCAUUAAUGUAAUGUUCGUUUGACAAUUAAGGCGUUGAAAUCAUGCGGUGAAACGACGCAAGGCAUUCGCGACGCCCGUGCGGUGAGGCCAUAAUGUGACAUGGGCUGGCAUUGUUUUCAAAUUCGUUAAAUAUAUGAAUAAAAUUGCUUUAAAAAUUAUAUUAUUUUUAAUAUUCUCUCAUCUAUAAUACUCGUGUAAAAAUAUUGUUUUAAUGUUAGCAUAUUAUUUAUACAUAUCAGAAUCGAGUUAAAUGUGUGGAAAUCUGGUCCUUCGGAAGCCGGAUUUGACUUAUGGAUCCUUUUGAUAUAACAAUAAUAGAAUCACAGGACGAUAAAUCAAUUUAAUAAUAAUUUUAUUUAUUGUUUUAAAGGGUUUGUGAGUUUAUAUGACUCGAUCUCUCGAUCUCAAUACGAUCGUACCUCAUAGAAGUGACAAUUUUACAUCAUUUAGUAAAAAUAUCACAAAUUCAAUUAAUAAACCAAAUGAUUUGUCAAUACCAAUAAACUAUUGUUACAAAAUAUUUACUAUAAUAUUAGAAGUUUAUAAAGCCCUUCACAAUUCAUGAUUAUCUUAAAAAGUUCAAUACAUAAUGAAAUAUGUUUCGUCCCUUCGACAAUUUUAUUAAUGUUGUGUUCCGGUUCGAAGGGUGAGUGAGCCAGUGUAAUUUUAAGCACAAGGGACAUAACAUCUUAGUUUACAAGGUUGGUGGGCAUUGGCGAUGUAAGCGAUGGUUAACAUUUCUUACAAUGCCUAUCAAUGUGUAUGGGCGUUGGUGACCACUUACCAUCAGGUGGCCCAUUUGCUUGUCCGCCUUCCUAUUCUAUAAAAAAUAUAUAUGAACUGUUAUAUAAACUCCAAACCUACUCCUCAAAAAGGAAGAGGAGGCCUUUGGCCCAGCAGUGGGACAUUCACAGGCUGUUACGGAAAUGUUAUAUCAAAUUUGUACAUUAUAUAAUUGUAAAUAUAUAAUAUAAGACCUAUACACUUAUAUAAGAAUGAUAUGUAUAUUAUCAAACUGUAUAUAAAUAUAUACGAAAAUAAAUGAAUUAAAAACUGA